AAAAUGUUCACUUCCGGUUUCGUUUUUGCGCUUCAAACGAUAUUAAUUGUGCAAUGUCAAAGUCUAGUAAUACCCGUAGUAAUAAGACUUCCUCGUCAGAAGGAUCAGUGUCAAGCAAAGAUAAAUUCAAGCAGACGACAAUGGGCAACUCUGAGAGCACAGAUGAAUCGCCGACACAGAGAGGACGUGCGGGAGGUGGAAGUAGACACACGUUUAAACCGUCUUUCUUUAGGAAGUGGAGUGACAAGGAUACAGAGCAGUACAGACUGGGAUACCCUGGGAAAAAGGACCAUCCAAAUCAGAAAGAAAAUCUGCUGUUCUACACAGGCAAGAUGCCAUCUCACCCUGAUGGCGAUUAUAUAGAUAAUAUCCAUGAGAACUGGUGGGGAGAUUAUCGGCUUCUGGAAUCACACCAUGGCUACAUACAGUGGUUGUUUCCCAUCAGAGAGUCUGGUAUGAACUUUUAUUCACAAGAACUACAACUCCAUGAAAUUGAGAAAAUGAAGGAAGAUAAGAAAGCCCUGGCUCGUGUGCUGAAGUCGUACAGGUUGAUGCUGGACUUCUAUGGUAUGGAGCUGGAGAAUGAGGAAACAGGACAAAUUAAACGUGGUGAACACUGGAGGUCACAGUUCCGUAAUCUCAACAGAUCAUUUCAUAAUUAUCUGCGGAUCACUCGGAUUCUCAAGUCCCUAGGGGAGUUUGGAUAUGAAUAUCUGAAGCGACCAUUCGUGGAAUUUGUCCUGCAAGAGGCCUUGGAGACAGGCGAGCUAUCUAAUGUCCUGGAGAGUUGCGUAAACUACUGGAUAGGAACGCUUAAGGACGAUGGUGUACGCGCACAACUAUUGGAUUACAUUAGAAAAGUUGAGAGUGGGCUUGGUGAGCAAGAUACACCUGAGGCAGAUGAAUCGGUGAUGGAGGAGGAUGAAGGUAGAGGGGCACAAUCCCACGGAAAAGAUAGCACGUCAAGAACUUCUAAGGGUGAAUCGAAUUGGAAUGAUUCUAGAGCAAACACAAAUAAAUCCCCAGAUGUAGAUGUUGAGUUUAGUGACGAUUCCCACGAGGGGGAAAUGUUGGCAAAAGCAGAUUUGCUUGAAUCAGCUGAUCGUAAUGUGGACACUGGGAGUAGUGUAUGUGACACCAAUGUGAAGGGUGGUCCAGAGGAGGUUCAAAUGGAGGUAGGGGACAGCAGUACAGGGGAGUCGAACACACAACCACAGACAGCUGAAACACAGCCGCUCAGUCUCAGCCAGGUGUGAAUCUCUUAUGGGACAGACCAACUCAUAUCACGUGUUACCAAACUUUUAUAUUAGCGAGACUUUAAUGAUUUAUAAGCUAGAAUAAGUUUAAUGGGUAAAUCAUGUGAUAACUAAAGUGUGAUGAGCACAUCAUGUGGCAGUUACCAAAACAUUCAUAUUCCAUGUCUUUACUAAAAGUCUGGUUGCAUUUCAGAAUCCUUCAAAUAUGACAUUCAAAUAAGCAUUAUUCAUAUUAUUAUUUUGAAUAUAAAAAAGAGCACCUUAAGGAGGGGUUCAAAGUUCAACAGAAUCUAUAAUUUGUAUUUAACAUCAAGACUUACGUUUUAGAACUUUCAGGACUUCAACUUGUAUAAGGAUGUGUAGAGGAGUCUUGUAUAAUUAAGAGAUCAAGGUUCAACACAGACUUAGAUGAGGAUGUUGGAAAACUCUUUUACAUAAUAAUGAAACCAAAGCUGUUCAUAUUGUAUUUCUAGUGGAUGAGGAUGUGGAAAAAAUAGUUUGCUUAAUAUUGAAACCAAACCUGUUCAUAUUGUAUUUCUAGUGGAUUUGAUUUAGUUUCAAGUUCAAACAUGAGUUAAUCUUUUACUUACAAAUGAUUAAGUGGGCAUUACAAGGAACAACGUGCCUGUUGUUAUCCUAAAAGUUAUCCUAAAAUAUUGAUAAUAUGCCCAAUUCGAAAUUUGGCCAACUGGCAGCAAUUUGGAACAAGCCUAGGAUUCCUAGCAGACAAAAACUCUUGAAAAUAAGCUGGCUUUGAAAAUUGUCAUUAGUUAUUAAACAAUUGUAAUAUAAAAAAUAUGUAAAUUGCGUGUAUUUAGACAAAAUAUAAAUUUAACAAAAACAGCAGUAUACAACUUGAUUAGGUAAAUUUAGGAACAAACUGUAUUAAUUUGAUAUUAUACUUAUAUGUAAAUAAAAACAAUAUCACAAUCAGUGACCAAGUAGUUUUAUGUUUCAAUUAUGUAUUUCAUAUAUAAAACCAACCAACUACUGGUCUAAAUGGCAUCAAAAAUAGGAUAGAUGUUAAAAAAAGCCUUAUUUGAAAAUGAGCCUAUUUCAUUACUAAAAAGGAAGUUAUGGCUUAUAAAGAUUACAGGUUAUGUUGUAUUUACCUUGUGUGUCUGUUCUAAUGUUAGAACUCACAUUCACCUAAAAUAUAUAAUAAGGGGAACAAUACAGGCACCAUGGACCUCUUGUUGAAAUAUAGUUGACUUUUAUUCGCAACUUUAAAGAAAAUCUUUAAAUUACUUAAUCAUUAAUACAUAGGUAAUAUCUAGUUGACAGAAUUCAUUGAGAAUCAAUAUUAAGAGUUUAAAGUUAACGGUGUAUCUGUUGAUGUAAACCAUAUUAAUGUAGUAGGACGCAAAGGAAUAGUGAUAAAGAUAGUGCCGUCGCUGGGGCUCGAACCCGCAACCCUUGGCUCUCCAACCCGAUGCUCUACCGCUGCUCUAAAAGGAAAUUCCCCACACCUGACGUUUUACAUUAAAUAUAAAAAUGUUUUGGGAGUUACCUCCCUUCUGAUUAUAACCGCUUCGUAUCCUAAUUAAUUAAUGGUAGUGGCUUAGCAAAUUGAACAGUAGCUUGACAAAAAUUCUACUAAGCCAUAGAAGUAAUGUCCCGUGCUCUGGGAACUCCUUUUAGUCUGAUUAUUAACAAGUAUACCGUAACAGUUUUAUUUGCUAAUUAUAAGAUUAAAAGGCCCUUAAACGAGUAUCUGAGGACAACACGCUACGUGUAUAAUGUUCCGUCGGACUAAAAUUUUCAAGAUUUGUUUUUCUUUUUUUUCU
This is a messenger RNA of Mizuhopecten yessoensis (Yesso scallop), 3043 nucleotides long. Its product is annotated as opioid growth factor receptor-like protein 1. The record is from RefSeq and is a predicted model, not a curated record. Bases 54 to 1256 code for a protein of 400 amino acids. Gene Ontology annotation, molecular function: opioid growth factor receptor activity. NCBI's taxonomy places the organism in Eukaryota, Metazoa, Mollusca, Bivalvia, Pectinida, Pectinidae. Gene Ontology annotation, cellular component: membrane. The transcript is spliced from 7 exons.